This is a messenger RNA of Podarcis muralis (Common wall lizard), 2548 nucleotides long. RefSeq names its product solute carrier family 25 member 39 (gene SLC25A39). Lineage: Eukaryota; Metazoa; Chordata; Lepidosauria; Squamata; Lacertidae. Gene Ontology annotation, cellular component: mitochondrion. The record is from RefSeq and is a predicted model, not a curated record. Gene Ontology annotation, biological process: mitochondrial transmembrane transport.
ACAUUGUACAGGAAGUACUGCUGGAGCCGCUUCCGGGGCGGCUGGAGUGACGGGACGACGUCCCGUCCUCUGAGUCCUCGGUCCUGAGAGGGUUUCCUUCUGGUGCCUCGGUUUCAAAAGCCGCCGCGAUCCGUUUCUUUCUUUUUUAAAAAAAAAUAAAAAAGGCCCGAGAAGGCGGCAAAUGGGCUUCCUGAAAGGCGCCGUUGUUUUGGGUUCGCGCUGGGCCUUCCCGAGGGCGCCCGUCGUUCCUGGACGGAGCUGGGAGACGAGCAGCACGUGGCUGGGAUGAGUAGGUGAGCAGCACAAUGACUGAAAAAUCAUCUGGGAAUAUGCAGGGGGGCAUCACCCCCAUGCAGCAGAUGCUGGCAUCUGGAACUGGGGCCCUCUUCACCUCUCUUUUUGUCACACCCUUGGAUGUGGUGAAGAUCCGAUUGCAGGCUCAGAGGACACCUUUCUCUAAAGUGUUUUCAGUACAGUGUAUGCCCUGGAGCAUUCAGCAGCCCAAAUGGAAAUGCUUCCUUUACUGCAAUGGCCUCAUGGACCACCUAUAUGUGUGUCAGAAUGGAAACAGCUGCACGGCCUGGUAUAAGACGCCUACUCGCUUCACGGGCACUUUGGACGCUUUUGUGAAGAUAAUACGCUAUGAGGGCAUCCGAUCCUUAUGGAGCGGCCUUCCACCCACCCUGGUGAUGGCUGUCCCUGCCACUGUGAUCUACUUCACUAGCUACGAUCAACUACGGGACUUAUUGCGUGCCAAGUUGGACAGCCAAGCACGGUACAUCCCACUAGUGGCUGGAGCUGUUGCCAGAUUGGGUGCAGUGACAGUGAUCAGCCCAUUGGAACUCAUCCGAACAAAGAUGCAAUCCCGACAGUUGAGCUACCGGGAACUGCGUGUCUGCAUCCAGUCUGCUGUGGCCCAGGACGGAUGGUUCUCUCUCUGGAGGGGCUGGGGGCCCACAGUUCUGCGGGACGUUCCCUUCUCAGCUCUGUACUGGUAUAACUAUGAACUGGUGAAGGACUGGUUGUGCACCCGAUUCUGUCUUACCGAGGCCACCUUCAUGGUCAGCUUUGCAGCUGGUGCCAUUUCUGGCACGGUGGCUGCUAUCCUGACACUGCCCUUUGACGUGGUGAAGACCCAGCGACAAAUUCAGCUGGGAGACAUGGAGACACUCCAAGUUGCUACUCCCAGGUCCUCCUCCACCUGGCUGCUUAUGCAGAAGAUUCGAGCAGAAUCUGGCACCCGAGGACUCUUUGCAGGUUUCCUGCCUCGGGUGAUCAAGGUGGCCCCUGCCUGCGCCAUCAUGAUCAGCACAUACGAAUUUGGCAAGGCCUUCUUCCAGAAAAUGAACCAGGAACGGCAGCUUGACAACGUAUGAAGGCUAUGGAAAGAUCCUCCAUUUUUCAGACGGACCAAAGCCACAUUGGUGGCAGGGAGAAGGGACAUAUUUCAGAAGAGUGAAAGAGGAAAAACAAAGUUUGUGAAAUCGUGGUCUGAGUAAGGUGGAUCCAGUCGUGGUCACUGUCAGUUAAGGGUUGAGAAGACCAUACCUAGGAAACAUUUUGUUCUCUUUUCUUGUAGGACGUGUCUGUCAGACAAAUCCCAGGUGCCUUCCAGCUCGCUUCUACCCUUCUCCUUUCCCUUUUGCUGGGGAGCAGUUCAGUGAUUUGAAUCUCUUAGCUGCUGCACUCCUUGCCCCCUUCCUCCCCACCCUAGAACCAUUGUUACAUUUUGCUGUUGGGAUGCUGUCAUGUUUGGACCUUUUUACGCCUUUCAUCUGAAGAGCAGAACAUUCUCUUUAGCCUUGCCCAGAAUCGAGAGAAUCUCUAGCUACAACUGGCUGCCUGUUAGGUCCCAAACAGAACGUGACUUUAUUUACUUUAAACCAGAAAGGGACGAAAGGAAAAAGAGGAAGAAGCAGGCUAGCCAUGGCAUUCCAAAAGGAGGUGGUUGUUUUUUUUUAAAAAAAAAGGUUUUUGCUGCAUGCAAUCUGUGUGCGUGUGGCCCUCCAAAAGGCUUCAAGCUGCUGUAGACGGAAACAGACAGGCAACUCCAUCCCUGCCUUAAGUGUCUGUAGGUCUGCAUGCCUUCUGCUCCACCACACGAUCCUUUCUGCGCAUGAUGGAUAUGCUGGCUCACGCUGCAGCCAAACACUGGACAUUGGGGGUCCCAGAAAACAAAACACUGGCUUGGACACUCAGGAUUCUCCCACCUCUUCCCUUGACACUUCUAUGGGCGGCAAGUCUUCAUGCCCUAGAUAAUGAGUAGCGCGGGCACAAAGGAAUUAAACGUCGUGUUCUCCCCUUGCAGUCUUCCAUAGCACCUGCUCUGUUAAAAGGGGGGCUGAAAUCUCAGCCAGGCCAAAAGUUUGUUUUGAUGCCAGAGACUUGAAAGUGGCACCCUUUAGCAGCUGCUAGGCUUCCCCCUAUCUGUGCUGUUAACUUAUGUGCCUGUUGCUUACAUUCUUGUGGAAAGGUUCAGGAGGCUUUUUCUUAAAUAAAGUCACAUUUUAAACAAAGAAACAAAAAAUUCUAGCAGAGGCCACCAGGA